CAGAAUCCUCCGCGCUGCUUGAAGAAGGUGACAGGACGGUGAAAAUGGCGGCCUAUCUGAGCCACCAGCAGAAAGUCCUGCGGCUCUACAAGAAGUCCCUGAGACACCUGGAGUCCUGGUGUGUGUUCAGAGACAAGUACCGCUUCUACGCCUGCAUGCUGCGAGCUCGCUUCGACGAGAACAAGGAUGAGAAGGACAUGGUGAAGGCCACCAUGCUGCUGAAGGCGGGAGAGGAGGAGUUCUGGACCAACCAGCAUCCUCAGCCCUACAUCUUCCCCGACUCCCCCGGAGGGACGUCCUACGAGCGAUACGAGUGUUACAAGAUCCCGGAGUGGGUGCUGGACCAGUGGCACCCCUCAGAGAAGGCCAUGUACCCCGACUACUUCUCCAAGAGGGAGCAGUGGAAGAAACUGAGGAUGGAGAGCUGGGACAAAGAGGUGGCCCAGCUGGAGGCCGAGACGCCCGGCGACGGACCCAAGACCGAAGCCCUGCCCCCCGCUCGCAAGGAGGGCGAGCUCCCCCCUCUGUGGUGGCAGUACGUCACCCGACCCCGGGAGCGCCCCAUGUGAGCCCGGUCCUGACCCCCCCGCCCUGCCCCGCCCCGCCCCGCCCCGCGGCGCCGGAGGCCCAGAGCUCCUGUACAUGUUCCACUUAGUACCUCAAACUGUUCUAAUAAACACACAGAUCGAAGCCGGGUUCUCUCUUCUUCCA
This is a messenger RNA of Salarias fasciatus (jewelled blenny), 711 nucleotides long. It is a transcript of the gene ndufb9, whose product is annotated as NADH:ubiquinone oxidoreductase subunit B9. NCBI's taxonomy places the organism in Eukaryota, Metazoa, Chordata, Actinopteri, Blenniiformes, Blenniidae. The transcript is spliced from 4 exons. Gene Ontology annotation, biological process: mitochondrial electron transport, NADH to ubiquinone. Gene Ontology annotation, cellular component: respiratory chain complex I. The record is from RefSeq and is a predicted model, not a curated record. The coding region runs from base 45 to 569 and encodes 174 amino acids.